Molecule: messenger RNA, 4615 nt
Organism: Xyrauchen texanus (razorback sucker)
Lineage: Eukaryota; Metazoa; Chordata; Actinopteri; Cypriniformes; Catostomidae
Product: zinc finger protein 391-like
Exons: 3
Coding region: 91-1506 (471 amino acids)
Biological process (GO): regulation of transcription by RNA polymerase II
Molecular function (GO): RNA polymerase II cis-regulatory region sequence-specific DNA binding; DNA-binding transcription factor activity
Source: RefSeq, a predicted model, not a curated record
ACUCACAGUUUGUUUAGAUGUUCAGCUGCUGCGUCUUUAAUACAUUUCUGUCACUUCUCUGUUUCUAUUCUUGAUGAUUUCCUCUCUUUCAUGACAGCAAACCAAACGUUUUCUCUUUGUUUUGACAAGAGCUUUAAAUAUCCUGUUUCAGGAGUCUUAUUGAGUUUUUGUGUUGAGAUGCUGAAGAUGAGUUUGCAGGUGGAUUUGAUGUGCUGUAAAUCAGUAGGAACUGAUCUGUCCAUGCUGGAUAUUGAUGAUUUGAUGACAGAAAUCUCUCAGCUGAAGAAAGAGGUGGCGUUACUGGAGGCAAAGCUGAGGGAAAGAGGAGAUCCACUGAACGGAGAGGAGCUGGAGAAGGUUUCCUGUCAAUCUUCAGUGUGUGUGACUGAUGGGACCUCCACAGAAUGUCAGGAUUCAGUGUGGAGCGUCAGAGAUCAGAGAUCCAGAGACACACAGGACUCAGAGCUCAGCCUCACUUUACUCUGUUAUUCUGACACUCAGGAGAGUGUGUGUGACAGUAAUCAGAGUGAUCAAACCUCCACAGAGUCUCUGGCUUCUGUCUCUGAUGCUGGAGAACAACAUAAUGAUGAGGAGGAUUUUAUUAAAUCUGAUGACGAUGAUGAUGAUUUUCUUCCUUCAGAUGCAAACAGUGGUUCAUCUUCUAAUGGAGAAAUGGCUUCUACGUCAAAAGCGAGACAUGAGAAAAGCUUGUUUACAUCAGCAGAGAGGAACCUUCAUUCAGAAGUGCACAGAGUAAAGCAGGAGUUCCCCUGUGAGCAAUAUGUCUCUUUGUCUUCUAAUAAAAAAGCUUUCCUGAAGACACGCAGUGCUGAAAAGUCUUUUCAAUGCAGUGAGUGUGACAAGUGUUUCAGAACAAAAAAAAAUCUUGUUGCUCAUAAGAGAAUACACACGGGAGAGAAACCGUUCAAGUGUCCUCACUGUGAGAAGAGAUUCAUACAUGGACACCAUCUGACGCGACACAUCCGUGUGCACACCAAAGAGAGACUGUAUCCAUGCAGUGAAUGUGGUAAAAGCUUUUCACAGCUGGAUUAUUUAAAGUCACAUCAGAAAAUACACUCCGAGGAGAAACCCCAUCAAUGCUCAUACUGUGAUAAACAAUUCUGUAAAAACUCUCAACUGAUACUACAUGAGAGAACACACUCUGGAGAGAAACCUUUCCUCUGUUCUUACUGUGGAAUGAGCUUUUCUAUUGCAAAUCAACUUAAAAUGCAUCUGAGAGUACACACAGGAGAAAAGCCUUAUCACUGUAGCGAUUGUGGGAAGACUUUCAGCCAGUCUUCCCACUUAUCAAAGCACCAGAGGACACAUACUGGAGAAAAACCUUACAAAUGCUCUAUUUGUGACAAAACAUUUGCUCGAUCAGAUGGCCUGAGAGACCAUCAGAGAGUGCACACAGGAGAGAAACCUUACAGCUGCUCUAUCUGCGAGGAGAGAUUUUCUCAUCGACGUCAAUUCAGAGUUCAUGUGAGCAUGCACACGGAGUAAAGCCUUAUCACUGUAGAGUUUGUGAGAAGAGUUUCAGUAAAUAUGGUCUCUUAUCAAAGCACCAGAGGACACAUACUGCAGAUAGACCUUACAAAUGCACUCAAUGUGACAAAACGUUUGCCCGAUCAGAUGGCCUGAGAGACCAUCAGAGAGUGCAUACAGGAGAGAAACCUUACCGCUGCUUUAUCUGAACAAAGGAAAAACUGCCUUUUAUACAGAUAGAAGCAUGAAAAGAUGCUACAAUGAUCCCAGGACAGUUUGUUCUUUAGCAUGUACAAUGCCUAUAAAAAGUAUUCACCUCCCUUAGAUGUUUUUAUAUAUACACCGAUCAGCCACAACAUUAAAACGACCUGCCUAAUAUUGUGUAGGACCCCCUCAUGCCGCCAAAAAAGCGCCAACCCGCAUCUCAGAAUAGCAUUUGUACAGAGCGUUUAUCUGCGUUAUCGUAGACUUUGGCCAGACUAGUUCAACCUGACAUUCUAUGUUGACCUCUCUUUUCAACAAGUGUUUCCAUCCGCAGAACUGCCACUCACUGGAUGUUUUUUGUUUUUGAGAGAGUUCAACAGAGAAUGCUAUAGAGGUCUAAAAAGAAAAUAUGAAUUGCCAGUUUAUCUGUCCACCAUCAGAGAUGUGAAACAGAGGCACAUCCUGACCAAAUACAGGCUUAGUGAACAUAACCUCAUUAUGAUUAAUUAAUAUCAAUUCAUUAGUAACACUUCACAAAAUGCAGUGAAUCUAUACCUAAAAUAUGUGAGCUGCCUGAAAUUUUACAAAUCAUAUUAGGAGAGAAAGAACACAUGGCCACUAAAGCUGCUAAAUAUGCCACACUCCGCCAUAACCCGAGAGAAAGAACUCUGAGCCACUAAACCAAACUUUUUCAUAUAUUAUUAAAUUACAUAUACUGUAUAUUACUGUGUAUCAGUUACAUGUGAUUUAAAAUUGUUGCAUACAAUGCAUUUGUUUGUUAAUUACUGUGUUCUAAAUAUUCACAGUUUAAAUCAGUUUCUAUGGUUUGAUUUGAUUAUAACUUGUGCUUUGGCAACAUUGCAACAUACAGUCAUGCCAGUAAAGCAAUUGAAAUUGAAUGGCUAGACUGGUUCAAACUGACAAAGUCUACGGUAACUCAGAUUACUACUUUGUACAAUUGUGGUGAGAAGAAUAGCAUCUCCAAAUGCUAUUCUGAUCUGCAGGUUAGCGAUGUUUUGGUGGCACAAAAGGGGCCUACACAAUAUUAGGCAGUUGGUUUUAAUUUUGUGGUUGAUCUGUAUGCAUAUAUAUAUAUAUAUAUAUAUAUAUAUAUAAUAAAAACUGAAUCAUAUUGAACUUCAUUGACACUAAUCAACAGGAAAAGACUCUUUCAUAACAAAGUCAAAAAAACAUUUUUACCCAAUUAGUCAAAACUUAUAACAAAUAUUAAACACAAAAUCAUUGAUUGCAUAUGUAUUCACCCCCUUAAUGCAACUCAUGAAAAUCAUCACUGUGCAGCCAACUGGUUAGCAUGUGUGCUGGUAGCCAGGGGCACAUUAACGCACAGGCUUACACAUCCGCCAGCCCAUUUUACCCCAUCGAUGUUUGCUGGAAGAGCGCAUCUAAACGCUUUCAGUGGGAGAUGCAAUUGUUGACACUGAGACAGUGUGCCACUCCCACCCCCACCUCUGCUCAAUGACUUGAAGGGUGCUUCCGUGGACCUGCGAGCCCCUGGGCCCAGAGGUACCUUAAAGCGCCCCUGGUGGUAGCAUCACACUGUGGGGAUACUUCUCUACAUCAGGCCUUGGAAGGCUUGGAAAGGUAGAGGGUAAAAUUAAUGCGGCAAAAUACUGGGAAAUCCUGGAGGAAAACCUGAUGCCAUCUGUAAGAGAACUGAGACUUGGGAGAAGAUUUGUUUUCCAGAAAGACAACUAUCCCAAGCAUACAGCCAAAGCUACACAAGAAUAACAUAAAUGUUAAUGUCCUGGAGUGGCCGGAUCAGAGUCCAGACCUCAAACAAUUUGAGAAUCUGUAGUUGGACAGACCUUGAGCAGUAUUGCAAAGGAGAAUGGGGAAAAAUUGUCGAUAGCGACCUAUCCACAUAGGCUCAAGGCUGUAGUUGCUGCCAAAGGUGUAUCUACUUAAUACUGACAUGAAGGGGUAAAUAUUAUACAACCUAAUUAGUUGAAAUGUGUUUUGACUUUGAUAUGAGAGUCUUUUUCUGUUGAUCAGUGUCAACAAAGGCAAAUUAAUUUCACAAUGAUUCGGUAUUUAAAAAGAACAAUAAAAUAUAAAAACAACCAAGAGGGGUGAAUAGUUUUUAUAGGCACUGCAUUUUCUGAUGAGAAUAAAUGUGUAGGUUCCUUCUUGUAGACAGACAUCAAUGUCGUAGCAGAAUAUAGGACUUGAAUCUGUUUAGCUGUUUGUAAAGUGAGCCAGUGAUUUCUACUUCAGUGUAAACUACUAUAAGUGUACCUUGUUAAAAAAAACUUGUGAUAUAGUACCAUUGAAUGCCCAGUAGAUGGCGUCGAUGUAUAUACAUUUUGAGAACAAUGUUGAAAUUGUAACCAUGUAACCUUGAAAUAGAAAGAACUUCUGUAUGUGUAAUAAGCGUCUGGCUUGAACAUGCAGCUGUUUGUGUGUAAUCUCAAAUAGAUAAGAGAGAAAUGUUUCAAAACCACACUGAACUUGUUUAAACUGUUUUAUUAUGUAUUUGUUUUUAGAAUAGAAGAUCAUAUACAUGUAUUAGGAUAGAAAAGUUUAACCUAAACAAAACAAGUGUUAUAAAAAUGUGAUAGACAUAACUUUGUUAUAUAAAUUAAUGAAUGAGGUAUGCAUUAAGUUGUUUUACAGACAAAUGCUUGAGAUGCCAAAACAAGAGAUCUGUGAAAGAUGGUUUUAAAGGCUCCCUGGAAGCUGCAAGUGAUUUCAUGUGGGAAAUCCCUAGACUUAGAAAAAUCCAGAGACUGAUGAGUAUAUAACAUUUACUUUUACAUUUAUGCAUUUGGCAGGACUAAUUAAUUAAGAUAACAUUGGAAUCGGCAUCCUUUUAAGCUGUUCCCCCAAUGCUAAUCUUGCUUAGCUGAAAUUGUAAUACUUUUUAAUUUGACUUUUGAUGGCUUAAGUAUAGUAACCAAUAAAA